AUAAGCCGUCUGGGAAUAUCAUCUGCCCCCGGCAUAGCUACUAUUCUCAUCUCUUCGCCAAAUCUGACUUGAUCUCCUUCUUCAUUCAUAGGGUGUGAGAAAAACCAAGGGCCAAGAUGUCUGAGAAAAAGAUGACAUCGAGCCGUAGGCAACAUCUGAAGAGCUUGAUGCUCCAGAUUGCCAAGGGUUUGCUUGAAGCCGAAGAAGCUGAGAGGGUAGAAGAGAGGAAGAAGUACAUGGCGGAAAACUGCCCCCCACUGGACAUGCCUGGGAGUUUGCAGGAACUGCAGGAUUUGUGCAAAAAGCUUCAUCAGAAGAUUGAUGUCGUUGAUGAGGAGAGAUACGACAUGGCAGCCAAAGCCACCAAGUGCGACAAAGAGAUUGAGGAUCUGAAGAUUAAAGUCCAGGACCUGAAGGGCAAGUUCAAGAAGCCAGCGCUGAGGAAAGUGCGUAUGUCUGCUGACGCCAUGCUGCAGGCUCUGCUGGGCUCCAAGCACAAGGUGAACUUGGAUCUGAGAGCCAACCUAAAACAAGUGAAGAAGGAGGUGAAAGAGGAGGAGAAGGAAGCGGUCGGUGACUGGCGUAAGAACAUCGAGGACAAGGCUGGCAUGGACGGCAGGAAGAAGAUGUUUGAGGCAGAGGCCUAAAUGGGUGGUACUCAGUGGGUUGUCAUUGGUUUUGCAGUAGAUUUCAGUUAGGCCACACUAUGCUCUCAGGCUCUAUUGGAACUCAACAAACUUCAUGGUUUUCCAGUGGGUAUCCAUGCCAGACACACAUUCUUCUCUGUUUUGACUCCCUUUAUCAUUAAAAUGUCAUAUACCUCAGUACUUGGUCAACCUUUGGCAGUAGGGGACAGAACAAUGGGAGAGUCUGAGGUAGGCAGGUGUAACCAGCUGGUGUUCGCAGUUCCCCUGCCUCUUACCACUGUAGACACAUAUCCACAACUAUGGCAUUUGCCAAAAAGAUUCUUCCCCCAAUUUAAGGAUAUAUUGCAAUCAAUAAUGCAUUUUGCUGAGAAAUAUUUCCAGUACUAGCAUGAAAUGUCACAUGUAAAUAAAUUAAAUUAGUGCAACUUA
Molecule: messenger RNA, 1076 nt
Organism: Megalops cyprinoides (Indo-Pacific tarpon)
Lineage: Eukaryota; Metazoa; Chordata; Actinopteri; Elopiformes; Megalopidae
Product: troponin I, fast skeletal muscle-like
Exons: 7
Coding region: 117-647 (176 amino acids)
Biological process (GO): muscle contraction
Cellular component (GO): troponin complex
Source: RefSeq, a predicted model, not a curated record